This is a messenger RNA of Papilio machaon (common yellow swallowtail), 815 nucleotides long. Its product is annotated as protein D3. The transcript has 5 exons. The record is from RefSeq and is a predicted model, not a curated record. Lineage: Eukaryota; Metazoa; Arthropoda; Insecta; Lepidoptera; Papilionidae. The coding region runs from base 84 to 638 and encodes 184 amino acids.
CAUUGCAAUAAAAAAUCGCGAUAUUUUACCAUAAAAUAGCUCAGUUUCUUCUUGGUGGCCGUCGGAGACAAACGUAAAUUACAAUGUCUGUUAAAAACGCAUUUGAGACGAGCAAGAUAGUACCCGAUGUCAUCCCAACCGCACCCACGGCUCUCAUUGGGUUGAACUACCCUAGUGGUGCAGUCGCUAAUUUGGGCAAUGAAUUGGCUCCAACAGUGGUGAAGGACCAGCCCACAGUCACCUAUGACGCCGACCCUAGCGCCUACUAUACUCUCGUCUUUACCGAUCCGGACAACUACGAUGGCCCGGAACCAGUGUACCGUGAGUGGCACCACUGGCUUGUUGGAAACAUCCCCGGAAACAAAGUAAGCCAGGGCGAGGUUCUGUCCGGGUACAUCGGAUCCGGACCGCCGGAGGGCACUGGUAUUCACAGAUACGUAUACAUCUUGUACAAACAACCUGGAAAAAUCAACUUUGACGAGACCAGAUUGACCAACAAGUCUAUCGAUGGCCGCGCCGCUUUCUCGACCAAGAAGUUCGCUGAGAAGUACAACUUGGGAGCGCCAGUCGCGGGCAACUUCUACCGCGCACAAUUCGACGACUACGUACCUCUCUUGUACAAGAGCUUGGGCGUUUAAUUCUUAAUAUAGUGGAAUAAACUUAUCUGGCUCGGUGAAGAGCUGUUAUGUGCCAAAUUAAGUCAUUACAGAAAACCUGAGACUUCAUUAGGACUUGACAGCUGAGAAGGAUCCUGUGACACUUUUUUGACAUUGACAGAUGUUAGUGAGCUAUUGUAAUAUGUCACUCAUACACAC